Messenger RNA from Truncatella angustata, 1420 nucleotides. RefSeq lists its product as uncharacterized. NCBI's taxonomy places the organism in Eukaryota, Fungi, Ascomycota, Sordariomycetes, Amphisphaeriales, Sporocadaceae. The record is from RefSeq and is a predicted model, not a curated record. The transcript has 3 exons. Bases 295 to 1215 code for a protein of 306 amino acids.
AGUCCUUCGAUGGCUCCAUUAUCUCCAGACAAAAGAAACAGUCUUAGUGGGUUCUGACGUUGGAGUAACCCCCUGUUCACACCUUCCGAGACCCAGCCAGACCAGCCGUUCGGGAGCUUGACGGCGGGGCCCCUCCGUCGUCUUCACUGCCAAGACCAUCCCGACCCAUCCAUUUUCCCCAGUCGCGUCCACCUGCAUAGUACGAUGCACUAGACGUCUGCAACUCUCAUACCAUACUCUGCUUGCGUUGAUGAGUAUCUCAUUUUACCCUACUGCCAGCAAGGCGCCGGAGCGAUGUCCCUUUCCAGCAGCAUCCUUCGGUCGCCGUCCCAUAUCCUAAACUCGACAUCGAGCUCAAAAGUCGCCGCCCGAGUGUCGACUCUACCAUAUUUCGCCUCGACCGGUCCUUCCUUAACCUCAAAUCCUGUAGCUUCCGUCUCAAAGACACUUACAAGAACAUUGCCAGCAGUCAUAGCAUCACAGCCAACGCCGCAAGAUCUUGCCCCGAUAUGGUUCAACUCGACGCCUCCGCGGCUCAAUCUCCCUUCUGAUCUUGAGCCAAAAGGGCCCGACAAUGAGCGCAAGAUCAAGCUAGGAAAGACUUUGCGUAUACUACAGAAGCGCCUACCGACCGUUCUGCAGACGCCUCUACCACAAGAAAUCUUGUCGCCCAGCAUAUCGCUCCAUCUCUUUCCCUCCACACACCCAUACCUGCCCACUGUUUCCGGUCGCGUAGGAUAUACUGCCGCAUUAUGGACCUCGCCAAUAGCAUGGAAUCGAGUACCCAUUAUAGGUAACCUGAAGAUUGAGAUCCUGUCCGAGCGCAUGACAACGCAGCCCCUACACUUCUCGCCACAAAGAGCAGGCGCAUACCCAGAACAACUCGUAGUCAAAUGGCGGACAGUGGGAAAGUCAAAGGAGAACCCAAGCUUGACUGAGCAAGGCGAACAGAAACUUGAUGAGUCUCUACGCGGCACCCAAAGCAAAGGCGCCAACAAAGAGUUCACCGGGCUAUUCAUCUUCGAGUUUGAUAAAGAGGGCAAGAUCAUCAGUCAUACAAUUGAACACGUCGACCAAAGCGGAGCAUGGGAGAAAGGGGUCGGAGCCAAGGUCGUCCACCUCACAGACUGGCUCUUGGGAGAGCUGAGGGGACGACAGCCACAAGGUUGUCCAUUGUUUCAAUCAACCAACGAUGACAGGAAAGGACAUAGAUAGAAACUAUGAGACGAUGGAUCCACGGCGUUUUGAGGUUCUGGCAAAUCUUGAUUUCGCUUGUAUAAGAGGGUUUGCGGUGUACAUAUUAGAGCGUGGCUGUGCCAUAACAGCACAGCAUACUAGAACGAGCUUCUCGCCACUCCGUCUCAGACAAUAUUGUAUAUUAUUAAUUGCACAAAUUUGUUUUCGUCGAACAAGACACUUC